AUGGACCUUACGCAAGACUCCUUGCCAGCCAACAACCACAACGGAGAGGAGGAGGAGGAGGGAGAGGAAGAGGAAGAGGACGACAUGGACGACGAGCCGCAGGCUAGCAUCCCGCCCGAGCUUCUGACGAGACUGCUACAUGAAUUUUUCGAGAAGGACGGCACGAGGAUCAGCAAGGGCGCCAACGAAGCCGUUGCCAAGUACAUGGAUAUCUUUGUGCGAGAGGCCAUUGCGCGUGCUGCGGUGGAGAAAGAGGGUGGCUUCCUGGAGGUCGACGAUCUGGAGAAGAUCGCGCCGCAGUUGCUGCUGGAUCUGUGA
Truncatella angustata is the source of this 318-nucleotide messenger RNA. Its product is annotated as CENP-S associating centromere protein X-domain-containing protein. The record is from RefSeq and is a predicted model, not a curated record. Gene Ontology annotation, cellular component: FANCM-MHF complex; Fanconi anaemia nuclear complex. Gene Ontology annotation, biological process: replication fork processing; resolution of meiotic recombination intermediates; kinetochore assembly. Bases 1 to 318 code for a protein of 105 amino acids. The transcript has a single exon. NCBI's taxonomy places the organism in Eukaryota, Fungi, Ascomycota, Sordariomycetes, Amphisphaeriales, Sporocadaceae.